AUGUCAAUAUUUUUUAAAAAAAGUAAUAAAAAAGAAAAUGAAACAUCAUCAAAAUCAACAUCAAAAUCAAAUAAAAAAUCAAAUAAAAAACAACCAAAGAAAACUAUAGAAUCAUUACCAAAUAUAAUAUUAAUUAAUAUUUUUAGUAUUAUUAGUGAUGAAUAUCAUGAGAAUAUAUCAGAUUUUAGAUUCAUUUGUAAAUUAUGGAGUGAUUUAAUUUGUAAAAAUGUAUCAAUUCGAAUUAAUUUUAAUAAACCAACAACAAUGUUACAAUCUCCACGUAGUCCAACAACAUCAUCAACAUCAAAGAAUAAUAAAUCACCAACAUUAAAUUCAGCACAAUUACAAGCACAACAGGCACAACAACAAACUCCAUUAGGAUUUUAUCAUAUUCAACGUACAAUUGUUAAAUUUUCAAGAAUAAGAUAUUUAAGUUUUAGAAAUAAUCUUUCAUUAGAUGUUGAUUUAUUAUUAGAUAUUUUCAAUGGUACACAAAAGAAAUUCUCUGAUUCUUUACAACAUUUAGAUAUUGGUAAAAUGGAAUUAGAGAAACGUGAUCCAAAAAUGCAAUUAGUAAAUCGUGUUUUAACCAAUUUUCCAAACCUUGUCGCAUUGGAUAUCUCUGAUAAUGAAUUAACCGUUCAAUCAAUUAGCGCAUUUAAAGAUACUUUAAAGAAUUGGAAAUCUCAUCCACAUUUAUCAUGUUUAAAUUUAUCAGUUAAUAAAAUUGAUUCAGGUGGUUCAUUAAUUUUAGGUGAAGCAAUAUUUAAAGAUGAUGAUGAUGACAAUGAAAAUAAUAAUAAAAGUAAAAUUGAAUUUUUAAAUUUAAGAUCUUGUUUAUUGGUUGAAAAAAGUUUAGAAAACUUAUUAUGUGGUGAAAAUAAUAAUGGAAAACUUUAUAAAAAAGUUUUAAAUUUAAAUAGUUUAUUAAUUGGUCAUAAUUUUAUUGGUUCAUCGUCAUCGUCAUCGUCAUCGUCAGGGGAUGAAAAUUGUGGUGGUAUAAAAAUUUUAGAGAAAUUAUUAUUAAAAUCAUCAAAAUUACAAUAUUUAGAUUUAGAAUAUUGUUCAAUAGGUAUGAAUGGUUUCACAGAGUUAUCACCAUCAUUAUUAUCAUCAUGUUCUUCAACUUUAAUUUAUGUUGAUUUAACAUGUAAUAAAAUCGAUACAAGUGAUUCAACUAAACAAUUUGAAGAUUCAAUUGAAAGAAAUAAAGAUUCACUCACUAUGAAAUUCUUUGAUACAACUAUGAAUAAAUGGAAUUUUGAAAAAUUAAAAUCAAGAUCUGAAUAUGUUCAAUUACCAAUGCUUUGUCAAAAACAAUAUGCUUUUAGAUAUCUUUUAGUAGAUAUGGUACAAUCAAUUCAAAAAAAUGGUUAUUAUUAUCCAACAAUUUGUAAAAUUAGUCAACAACAACAACAACAAUUAACUAAAUAA
Messenger RNA from Dictyostelium discoideum AX4, 1434 nucleotides. RefSeq lists its product as hypothetical. The coding region runs from base 1 to 1434 and encodes 477 amino acids. NCBI's taxonomy places the organism in Eukaryota, Evosea, Eumycetozoa, Dictyosteliales, Dictyosteliaceae. The transcript has a single exon. The record is from RefSeq and is a predicted model, not a curated record.